GCAAACAUCUAUAAACUCUGUGUUUAAUUCAGGAAGGCAUCCUUCACCCAGAGACUGCUGCUGCUGCUGCUUGGAUUCAUCACAACAAGAUGACGUCACGUCUGCUCUUCCUGCUGCUCCUCGGAAAUAUGUUUUGUGAAGCUUUCGGUACAAAUCAUUUCAUCCUAUGUGAGAAUUCAACGAUCCAUCCGAUGUGUGAUGCAGGAUGGAUCAUCUACGUGGAUUCUGCUGACUAUGGACGUCAUGACUCAACCACCUGCUCCUUUGGACGUCCUCCAUCUGAGCUCCAAAACACCUCCUGCUCCACUCUCGCUGAUGUUGUUGCUGAAAACUGUACUGGGGAAAACAGCUGCAGCAUCACAGCAAGUAACGAUGUUUUUGGAGACCCCUGCGUGGGAACCUUCAAGUACCUGGACGUGACCUACGAGUGUACCUUUUGGUUCUUGCCCUGAAAUUGAAUCAAGCAACAAGUUUGAGUCUCAGAAGAAACUUAUUUUUUUACAAACUAAUAUUAGACUUAAGGUGCAGUUUGGGUUUUUUAUCUGGAGCGUUUUACUGCAUGAUUGAAUUUUUCUGCACAUACCGAUAUCUAUGCCAAAGCUAAUAAAAAUGAAUGUUUGUUCAAAAAAGAAAACGUUUGAAAGUGA
This is a messenger RNA of Nothobranchius furzeri (turquoise killifish), 647 nucleotides long. Its product is annotated as L-rhamnose-binding lectin SML-like. Lineage: Eukaryota; Metazoa; Chordata; Actinopteri; Cyprinodontiformes; Nothobranchiidae. Gene Ontology annotation, molecular function: carbohydrate binding. The record is from RefSeq and is a predicted model, not a curated record.